AUGAUUGUGGAGAAGCGAAUCGGUAAAUGGAUGGUGAGAACAUAUGUUGAUGGUCAUAAUCAUGCAAACAGUGGUAGAGCUAGAAUGUUGAAACAGGGCGUGAUUGGAAGAUUGUUCAGAGAUGAAGCAAGAAGAAGGCCGACUUUGAGAUGGACAGACAUUAAGGAUGAGAUCUACAUGAGGUACACAAUUUCUGUGUCUAAGUGGAUAUGUCAGAAAGCAAGGAGGAUUGCGUUUAAUUUGGUAAUGGAAACUCAGAGGCAACAGUUUGCAAAACUGUGGGAUUAUGAAUAUGAGCUUCAUAGGUCUAAUGAGGGCACCACCACUGAGAUUGUCACCAUUCCUCAAGCAAAUGGCAAGCAACAGUUUGAUAAAUUCUAUAUUUGUUUUGAGCUGUUACGAAGAAAUUGGAAGAGUUGUUGUCGGCCGAUAAUUGGACUGGAUGGAGCUUUUUUGAAAUGGGAAUUGAAGGGUGAGAUUCUCGCAGCUGUAGGUAGGGAUGCAGACAACCAAAUUUAUUCUAUUGCUUGGGUAAUAGUUAGAGUGGAAGAUACUGAUUCAUGGACUUGGUUCGUUGAGAAGCUGAAGAAGGAUUUGCUUCUGGAGUUAGGGGAUGGGCUUACUAUUAUGACAAUUAAAGAUGCUAGGAAGUUGCCGGUGUUAAACAUGCUCGAGGAAUUCAGAAGAAUAGCAAUGAAGCGUAAUAGUAAGCUAGCUGCAAAGACACAAAAAUGCAAACUUCGGUUCCCACCAAAGGUAAUGCUAAUACUAGAAGCAAAUCGUAGAUCUGCCAAGUUUUGUUCAGUUCUCAAAAGUGGUGAGCACAAAUACGAGGUCUUGGAGGGAAGUGGCAGUUUCUGUGUCAAUCUCCUACAUAGAGAAUGUGCUUGCAACCAGUGGAAUCUCACAGGCAUACCCUGUCCGCAUGCCAUUUAUGUCAUCACUGAACAUAACUGCGAUCCAGAAGACUAUAUUGAUAGACGUUUACAAACAACUGUGUGGCAAGCUACUUACAAGGAUAACAUCGAUCCUGUCAAUGGGGAAUGA
Molecule: messenger RNA, 1047 nt
Organism: Camelina sativa (false flax)
Lineage: Eukaryota; Viridiplantae; Streptophyta; Magnoliopsida; Brassicales; Brassicaceae
Source: RefSeq, a predicted model, not a curated record